AUGUCAACUGCUGUAGCAGUGCCAGCGCCGUCUCGAAGGUCGUCUCUACAGAAGCAGUCAGAUACACAGAAGCAUGAGCACAUGACGAUAGAGACCGGUUGGAGACGUGAGUCUGUGCUAAUUUGCAAGCGGCCUGGCUCCUCUAACCCACGAGUGGUGCAAGCUAGGGCGGUUGCCUGUUUGACAGACUGCGGACUCCAACUUGUGAAUAUGUGA
This is a messenger RNA of Protopolystoma xenopodis, 216 nucleotides long. The record is from the annotation of a GenBank genome assembly. NCBI's taxonomy places the organism in Eukaryota, Metazoa, Platyhelminthes, Monogenea, Polystomatidea, Polystomatidae.